This is a messenger RNA of Tripterygium wilfordii, 1209 nucleotides long. RefSeq names its product transcription factor RAX2-like. The record is from RefSeq and is a predicted model, not a curated record. NCBI's taxonomy places the organism in Eukaryota, Viridiplantae, Streptophyta, Magnoliopsida, Celastrales, Celastraceae. The transcript is spliced from 3 exons. Bases 75 to 1007 code for a protein of 310 amino acids.
CUAAACAUUAUAACUACCCAAAAAACUUGCAGGUCCUUCUCAGCAAACAAAUUGAGCAUAGAAGAGAGAGAGAGAUGGGAAAAUCUCCUUGUUGUGACAAGGCUAAUGUCAAGAAAGGACCUUGGUCUCCUGAAGAAGAUACAAAGCUCAAGGAGUAUAUUGAAAAGCUUGGAACUGGAGGGAACUGGAUUUCUCUGCCACAAAAGGCUGGUCUUAGAAGAUGUGGGAAAAGUUGCAGAUUAAGAUGGCUCAACUAUCUUAGACCCAACAUUAAACAUGGAGAAUUCACUACUGAUGAAGAUAGGAUUAUUUGCACCCUCUUUGCUAGUAUUGGAAGCAGAUGGUCAAUUAUAGCAGCUCAAUUGCCAGGAAGGACUGAUAAUGAUAUCAAGAACCACUGGAACACUAAACUCAAGAAGAAACUUAUUGGCAUGGUUCAUGAUCCUCUUCAAUCCAAGAGAUUAAAGCCUCAUGAAACUACCUUCUCAUCUCUUCUUCAAACUUCUUCUUCUUCUUCUUCAUCUUUCUCACCAUACUAUAAUCCCCAAGUGAGGUCUUUCAAUGGUCUUGAUCAUCAACAACAACCCAAUUUGAAUUCAUAUUCACCAAGUUUGCUGAGCAGCAGUUCUGCUAAUUCUGCUAUUCCAUUCCAAGAGAGCUUAUUAAGCCCUAUGCAGCAUUAUCAAGCCACAGAUAGUCUUAUCAUGUUUGGAGGUGAAGCUAGUACUUGCAGUUCCUCUGAUGGGAGUUGCAAAUUGGAGUAUGAAAACAGUACUGAUUGUGCUGAUUUGAAGAAUUACUACUACCCAACUGAUCCAGAAAACCAAAAGUUCAUGCUUUCAAAUGGGUGGAGUAGUACUGAGAAGCAAAGUCCAAUUAUAGAUCAGUACUAUGGUAGUCUUGAAGAAAUUAAGCAGCUUAUUAGUAGUAGUACUAAUAAUAGUUGUCAUAGCAACUUUUUGUUUGAUGAAAGCAAGACAGAAGAGGAGAGGAGCUUGUACUACUGAUGAUAUUGACUGUGUGUACAAUCACAAAAGAUAUGAUCAGGAUGGGAUUAAAGAUUCAGAUUUGGAGUGGGAUCGGAUUGGGUGUUCUUUGAUUUUUUUAAAGUCUUCUCUUUGUGCAUUUCUUUUUGGGAAAUGAUGUAUGUUACAAUUCCAUGUAAACUAGAGAAAUCCAGUGGGAAUCGAACUCAGAACCUUUCGAGUU